AUGCAUCCUAAGGACGCCUCGAAGAAAAAGAGUGGCACUUCUCUGAAGAGAAGGUGUGGCAAGAAGGCACCAGACUCUUCUGCUUCCAAGGAUCCGCCUCUGCUCGCGUUACGAUUUCCCGAAAAACUGUGGAAGAUCGUCAAUGAUUGCAAAUCGGGCGCUAUCUCCUGGUCCGUGGACGGCUCGGCCAUAGCGAUUGACUACAUGAAGUUCCAGAUCAGUCCCCCUUGCAGUCUCGACAGCGAGAAGACCGGCCUUCACUUCUUUAGGAACAGAUCGUUUGCAAAAGGGCGGCCAGACUUGCUGCCGGAAGUGAAUCGCAAGAGUGGGGAGCUGCGGUCCAAGGCGCAGAAGCACCAUGAUUCCUUGUACAAGGCAGCCUUCCAAAACUGCUACUGCGGGAUCAUGCAAUACCACGGGUGCCCGCAGUGUCGCAACAAGGUGCCGCAUCACGAAUACCGCGAGGAGAUGGUCAGCCUGGAGACAUCAUCACUCGCUCACUCGUCGCUAAGCGCUAAACUACCGGAGAGUUGCACUGACAAUACGUGCCACUGCAGUGAUAUCAGGAGGGAGGACACAUCCUUAAACUCGCCAGAUUCCGCUAGUGACCCGACUACCAGCGAUGACAACUGCACAGCCAAUGACGCCUAUAAGGAAGGCUCCGAUGGUGACCAUCAGACAUGUGUCCAACCUCUACCACCUCCCGCGCCUCCUGCCACAGUCUCUACACCGCCGCGACUAGAAUCCACAGCGUUGGCCUGGUUGCUAGAGUACUUGCCGGCGUCGCCCAAGCCACCACCACCGCAGCGGCGGCGGCGGCGGCGUCGUGUGUGCCCUGUCACUCAACCUGAGGACACCAUGACGCCCAACUGCGACAUUAAAACCUUGCUUGACCCCAACGAGUCACCUAAGCGUUGA
This is a messenger RNA of Rhipicephalus microplus (southern cattle tick), 918 nucleotides long. RefSeq lists its product as uncharacterized. NCBI's taxonomy places the organism in Eukaryota, Metazoa, Arthropoda, Arachnida, Ixodida, Ixodidae. The record is from RefSeq and is a predicted model, not a curated record.